CGUUGAAGAAAAUCAGAAAUAUCUCUUCUUUCACAUUUUGCACACAUACUUCAUUUGUCUCACUUAGAACAACCGUUACAAAUCUCAAAUAUUAUCUCCAAACAAUCACAUUAUAUAUUUGCUUCUUCUUCUACUACUACUGCUAAUUCAUUACCCUAACAAUUUUUCCAAAGAAUUCGAAAUAAUUAAUCCCCUUUUGUUUGAAUUCUCAUCAAAAUUAAUACCAGAGCAUUCAAUUCCUAGAAAAUUUAAUUAAAAAAAAAAGAAAAAAGAGAAUAUGAAUCUUGAUGCUGACAAAAUUCGACUAAUUGAUUUUACUUCUGAGGAUGAUUUCCUCAUUGAUUCAGAUUUCGAUAGCACCUUCGUCGAUCUUCGAUUGUCGGUGACAUUCGAGACUCAAAAUGAGCUAUUAAGCAAUCCGAAACCAGUGGUUCGUCAAGGAACGAAAGAUAGGGUGCCGAAUUUAGCAGAGAAACAACGGGGAAAUUUUCUGCAAGAAACAGAAAAUGGUGAAAAAAUUUGCAGUUCAAGGAAAAGUUUGGCUUGGGAUCAUGCAUUUUUUACCAGUCCUGGUUUCCUUGACCUUGAUGAAUUAAGUCUUGUUAAUAGUGGUUUCAAGAAUCUUGAUGUAUCGUCUUCAGAUGGAAUCAAAGAAAAUGUAAAGAGUAAAGUUUACCAGGAAAGAAAUUUAAGUCAGAAACUCGGCGUUGGAUCUGCUGUAAGACAGAAAACUCAGUCAUUAAUGAAAACGAAAGUUCCGUCUCCACAGAAAAUAAAUACUGGAAGAUUGGAGACGAUAUCAAGAUCAGCUGUCGCAAAAUCACAAUCUAUCACUACUAGCAGCAAAGAGUGUCUGAAGUCCACUGGAAUUAGGGGCUAUAACAAAAAACCACCUUUGCGAGCAAUCAGCAGAAACGGACUAGGCAGAGUGGUUUCCCAACAGUCUGAUUCAAGGAGGUCUUAUCCUGUAUCAUCCUCCCAAUCUAUGUUGCCUUCAUAUGCCACCAAUAUGUCUGUUGAUUUUUCACCAUGUAAAACUUCUGUAACUAAUCUACAGACUGCAAGAGUUUUGAAAUCACAGGAUAAAAGAGGUGGUAGUUUUACUAAUGAUAUUAAUGCUUCUGAAGAAUUCAACUUAAAAGACCAACGAAAAAACCAUCGACAUAAUUCUGUCACCAAACAAAGUCUUGAACAGGAUGCUUCAAGACAGAAUAAUGGCACUACAGAAACAAAGAGAAGUCCCUUUUCUUCCAAGACUUCUAGUCUUGGCAUGCCAUCUCAAAAGAUUGGCUUCUUUGACAUGACUUCAGAGAAGAACAGGCAUGAUCAAGAUGGUAAGUCAAAUAAAGUGCAAAGAAGAACAAGUCAACCCUCCUUCAAGAAGCAAACGAAUUCUCUUGAAUUCGAGGAAAAGGAAAAUAUUUUCCAUCCAGAUGAUACUGUCAUUGAGCUUGAACCUGAACUAAACAAGGGUUCUUCCCCAUCACCUUCUGAGUCAGCUGCUAAGGGCUCUUCAAAUGCUGUUCAGUGCUCAUCUACUUCCAAGAAAAGCCUCACUAAAGCUCAACGGCCAGCAAAACAGGCUUUGUUCCGCACCAGGACAACAUCUCUUACCAAAGUUUCUCCAUUGAAAAAAAGUGCUUUCUUUUAAACAAAUUAAUCCCAAAGAUUAUGAUUAGGCAGGUAGCUAGAUAAUUAUUAAUUACAUCUUAAUGAGACAAAUGAGGGUGAAUAUAUAUGAUGUUACUUGUACCAAGAGUGAAAACAGGGGUCUCUUAAUGAAAAGUUUUAGCUGUGAUAAGAUUAUGUAAGCCUGAUUGGAUAAUGAGUUUUGAUUCGUGUUUAUGGUCCA
Spinacia oleracea (spinach) is the source of this 1852-nucleotide messenger RNA. RefSeq lists its product as uncharacterized. The coding region runs from base 278 to 1651 and encodes 457 amino acids. The transcript is spliced from 10 exons. NCBI's taxonomy places the organism in Eukaryota, Viridiplantae, Streptophyta, Magnoliopsida, Caryophyllales, Amaranthaceae. Gene Ontology annotation, molecular function: microtubule binding. The record is from RefSeq and is a predicted model, not a curated record.